Molecule: messenger RNA, 2121 nt
Organism: Archocentrus centrarchus (flier cichlid)
Lineage: Eukaryota; Metazoa; Chordata; Actinopteri; Cichliformes; Cichlidae
Product: nuclear receptor coactivator 7-like
Exons: 6
Coding region: 485-1219 (244 amino acids)
Biological process (GO): response to oxidative stress; regulation of transcription by RNA polymerase II
Cellular component (GO): nucleus
Source: RefSeq, a predicted model, not a curated record
AAACAAAGACCCAAGUUUGAGCCGACACACUGGACGUCUCUGAGAAGUCAGCGUAAUGUUUUUCUGUGCAGGAAUGAAAGUAAAUAACUGUAUUUUGGAAUCAUAAUCAGAAAAAUAAUAAUGUUCAUAAUAAUGUAAUGUUAAUUUAGUGCAGCCGUGGUAUUAACCUUACUUUGAGUGCUGUUCUAAUAAAUGUGUUUAGCACUGUAUGUAGAAAUCCCUCCUUACAGUAAGUGCAAUCAGAGUGCUCAGCAGUUCUAAUGGAGGUUGUGGGAAUGCCCUCUGUCUAUAUAUGGACAUACUGUUUUACACCUCAUAACCAGGUUUCCUUUUCCUGUUUCAUGAGAAAAGAAACCGUUCACUGUCAGAGCCAACCAAUGAGCACACAUCAACUCAAAUUUCUGACCAAUAACACUUCAGUCACAGAAAGAGAAAGUAACCCAGUGUACAUAAGAGGUGCUGGAUAGUAGUUUGGUUAGCAGACAUGUGGUACAGCAGAGAGCAACGCUUGACAGAGAAAUCAGGAACUAUGAAGAUGCUACCAGAAAAUAUUAAAGUGUUUUAUUUUGCCAGUGACUGUAUGGAGCCUUAUGUUGAGAUCAUCACAGUGAAAGAGUCAAAACGCCGCCAGAGUCUGUGCAGCUCUGAGGACUCUGAGGCAGAAGAGUCCAGGUACCACAAUGUUCUCCCUGAGCUCAGUGAUCACAGUCAUCUGCUAGAUGAUCACCACCUAGAAAAACUUUCUGCUCACAUGCCAGCAAGGACCCAUGGUUAUCCAUGGCAGCUGGUCUACAGCACAGCCAUCCAUGGGAGCAGCCUGAAGACCCUGUACAGGAAUAUGGCAGAUCUGGACAGCCCUGUGCUGCUGGUGGUCAAAGACAUGCACAAGAAGGUGUUUGGGGCUUUUUCCUCUGAUCCAUUCAGAGUCAGUAAAUACUGCUACGGUACCGGAGAAACCUUCUUGUUCAGCUUCAAUCCCGACUUCCAUGUGUACAAGUGGAGUGGGGAGAACUCGUACUUUGUGAGUGGAAACUGGGAAUCUUUGCAGCUCGGUGGAGGAGGGAAUGGCUUUGCUCUGUGGCUGGAUGCUGAUCUGUACCGCGGUUCAAGCUUUUCCAGUCUUACUUUUCACAAUGCACCUCUCUCCACAAACGAGGACUUUAUUGUGCAAGACCUGGAGGUCUGGACUGUGCAGAACUGUGAACAUCUGAAAAGCUGAGUUAAAAACACAGCAGAACCUGCUGUUCUGUCUGGACUUCUCAGACUUCAAGGCGUGUGUGCAGUUUAGCCACUACUGUAUGUAUCCUGAUGGAGCAUCUGCUGUCAUCCCUGCGCCUGGGUUAGAUUUCCUCAUGUACAGUAUGAAGCCUGCUGAAAUGGUUCUCAGGCUCUCUGUAUUGUUGAGCUGUGCCCGUUGAAGCCGAGUGCCUCCAUGAAAGUUCAGGGCCGUGCCACUUCAACCACUGGCUGCUCACCAGUCAGUAACUGGCACCUGAAGCUUGAAGACCUCAAGGCCUCCUUUCAUUAAGGAGAGCAAGGCCCACAAAAACAGCAUCAGAUGAAAAGUCUGCAGCCACUGUAACAACAUUCAGGGUUUAAGAAAAAGACUGUUUUUAUAUUAACAUCAAGGCGUAUUUAUGAAAAGAUGAUCUUAAAAGUGUUUUUUUUACAGUUUGCAUCUGUGUUUAACUGUGAAUGUGUCACAUUAAAUUAACUAUUUAAUGGAAAAAUCACUGUAACAUGAUAGGACCAAAAACAGCCUAUUUAAUGUUCUCCAUUUAAACUAUGGCAUUGAGGACCAAAGUAGUAAAGUUGAAAAUAAUGUAAGAACAACUUCGCACUACAACAGCUGAUUGUCUGCCGGAUGUGCUGCUCGAGGAGGAAGACACUGUAAAAUGAAAGGAGACUUCUGUUCUUUGUAAAAGAUUCACCAGCCUGCCUGUUUGGAAAGAAAGAUAGAGUAAAAUGUCAAAUACUGCGCAGAGUUGUUUAUUAUCUGUGUAUUUAAAUACAUUUUUAAGGAAAUGGUAACAUUUUGUAAAUGUCUUCCAGGCAGUGCUGGCACUGCCACCUGUUUUUCUUGUGAAAUCACAUUAAAAGUUUCUGAAUUUCCUGUUGAAA